GCGAACGGGCCGAGCACUGGAGUCAGAGAAGGAUCACACCCGCUCCGUUUCUCUGCUGGAACAAAAACGCAAGGUGGUCUCUUCCAGCAUCGACGUACCACAAGCCAGGAGAAGAGGAGGAGGUGGACAUGGACAAAGUGACAGCUGCCAUGGUGUUGACCAGCCUGUCCACUAGUCCUCUGGUGCGGAGCCCUCCUGUAAAAGUUAGUGAGGGUCUAAAUGGAUCUUGGAAGGACGGAGGCUUUACUCCAUCCAGCUACAGCAGCAGUGGAUAUUGGAGUUGGAGUGCACCCAGUGACCAGUCCAACCCGUCCACGCCAUCCCCACCCCUGUCUGCUGACAGCUUCAAACCCUUUCGGAUGCCCAGCCUCAGCGGCCCACCAGACGACAACAUCGAUGAGCAUGAUGGGAACAGCUUGCUGUUCGACGAACCCAUCCCCCGCAAACGCAAGAACUCCAUGAAAGUGAUGUUCAAGUGUCUGUGGAAGAACUGUGGGAAGGUCUUGAGCACAGCCGCCGGGAUCCAGAGGCACAUUCGAAUCGUCCAUCUGGGGAGAAACUGUGACUCAGAGUGCAGUGAUGGAGAGGAGGAUUUCUACUACACUGAGAUUAAGCUGAACACAGACUCUGUGGCGGACGGUUUGAGCAGUCUGUCUCCUGUGUCCCCGUCUGUGCUGUCCCCCCCGCCAGGUUUGGACCAGAGACAGCCGGAUGGCACUAACGGAGCAAAGAGCGAGAACAGCACCACCACCCCUCUUAGCCGCUCUGCUCCAAGCGCACUCUACCUAGUUCACACAGACCACGCCUACCAGGCCACAGCCCCUGUCACCAUCCCCUCCACCAGCUCCACUGGCUUCACCCCCUCCAGCAGCAGUUUCAGUAUCUCCUGGCAGUCCCCACCCGUCAGUUUUACUGGCACCUCUGCCUCUCCCACUCACAACCAGAUGCAGGGCUUUGGGGAACAGCGCUCUCAAACCAUUGCAGUGCUCUCGUCUCCCCCCAGAGCUGCAGGUUCAUUCAGUAGGAAGUCACGAGGCGAGGGAAAGAAGUGUCGUAAGGUGUAUGGCAUGGAAAACAGAGACAUGUGGUGCACGGCCUGCCGCUGGAAGAAAGCCUGCCAGAGAUUUGUUGACUGAAACAGCUGUGACGACUUGAACACAACAACAGGGUGGGCUUCCUUUGCAUGCAUAGCAUAAUGAAAUACAUCCCCUCUUUGUUACUGACCACAGCCCCACCCUGCUUCACCUUAAACCCACAUAGACUUUGAGGGUUAAACCCUUAUGCAUUUCUUCCUAAACCAACGGAUGCACUCCCAAUCUUUGCAGAUUCCAUCUCUCCCUUUGAGGAGAGUUGCUUUACACUGCAAAAAAAAAAAAGACUCUUUUUGUUUGUGUUCAGUAUACUGCUUAAAAACAUUUUGUCAGUUUCUAAAGGACCAGCCAGGGCAAGACCAGCCUCUGUCCUUGCUCUUUUUAAAAGAGAAGAAAGCUCUCUUUCAGACUUUGUAAAUGCUAUAAAACACAACUGGAGAAAGUGUUUCUUUUUCCAUGGGCACUUUUUUGCAUUUCUCCUGCCCAUUUUAUUAAAGGUUAAGGGUUGGACAGCCAGAAAACCCUGUCUUCUAAAGAAUGUACCACCACAGGGGUUUGUUUUAAGAUGUUGACUGGACAGCUCCCCUGAAUGGAAAUCCGUCAAUGCAAAAAAAAGUAUGGGAAGAGAAGGACUUUCAGCUCCCCCUUUCAGCCAUGCUGACACAAGCAAUUGCACCUACAUGGGAUGGAUUUUAUAUCUCUGGAUUUAUAUUUGCGUUUACCAAUAGGACAUUUCUUUCAGGGAUGCGAUCAGUAAAAGCAAAACCAGCAGUUAGAUUAAAAAGCAAAGAACUUGGUGCUUUUUGUCACAGGAAUAUCUUCUUGCUACCAAAAAGGUUUUUUUUUUUACAUGCCAUUUUCCUUUCUUUUUUUUUUUUGCUUUGUGUGUAACUGACUUCAACAGAACGAAAUACAAACACUGCGAUCAUUAAAACCCAAUGGUACAGGCUCGCAUCAAAGUUAGCGAUCGCAAAAACAGUCAUACAGGCAACGCAACCUCUCCUUCGCUUCGGACUCCAUCAGCGAGAAUGAACUGCAUUCAUAUUAGAGCCAUAUAUGAACCUGCUGUGUUUUCACACCACAGUCUGUUGCCUAGAGGUUUGACCAACAAACCCAAGUAAAGAAAACUCUGCAAAGUGGUUAAUUUUACCUCUGAAAAGUGAAGAGCUCUUUACCUCUCACCUUUUUCCUGACCUCACAGGUUCAAGUAGGAAGUCAUAAAAAUAGCAAAUGCCACAUCUACUCCAGCACAGGAGCUUGAAGCACUCAGAUGUGGUUUUGUUAUUCUUCAAUAGUUGGUACAGUAUUGUGUAACACGGCAGAACAUUAGUCACAGGAGGAUGGAUGUCCUUUCACGAUGGGCUUCUUUGCAAAGGAUGAACAGGAUGGAAUGAAAAUUAAGUCCUGCAACGUUGACACUUAAGGAAUACGGCAACUUGGUUGGCAAUUGUUAUCUGGCACUCUUUUGGUGGCUCUGAUAGUUUAAUAUGAUAUUGUCUACAUAACAUCAAUACAAGCUAAUUAACUCAUCAUAUACAUCCAAACAGUGCUUAUUGUGAUCAGCUCAUUGGCUGUAUCUGUUAUGUUCAUCACAUGGUUCUCCUUUCACUUAAUAUCAAUAUAUAUAUAUAUAUAUAUAAGUAUUGAAUCCCUAAAAAAAAUGUUUCAUGACCAGAAUAACACUUGGUUAUAUUGGUAGAAUGAAGUAACUGCACUCACACAAAUCCGAUUUCAAUUAUUAGAUCCAUUUGUUUGCACAGUGUAGUCAAUAUCCUGUGUUAUCUACAUGGGUUAUUUAGGAAUGUUAUAACCAUCAUCCUGACAAGAGAGGAAAAUAGACUCACAAACAUCUAAAAGUGCAGUAGACUACUUGGAACCUAAUUUGACCAUUUACGCUAAGAUGCAUUACAGAAAUAUGAUUUAAUCUAUUUCACACCUGA
Molecule: messenger RNA, 3031 nt
Organism: Cyprinus carpio (common carp)
Lineage: Eukaryota; Metazoa; Chordata; Actinopteri; Cypriniformes; Cyprinidae
Product: zinc finger protein 704-like
Exons: 8
Coding region: 129-1136 (335 amino acids)
Biological process (GO): regulation of transcription by RNA polymerase II
Cellular component (GO): nucleus
Molecular function (GO): RNA polymerase II cis-regulatory region sequence-specific DNA binding; DNA-binding transcription factor activity
Source: RefSeq, a predicted model, not a curated record